ACUGAGCAGUUACCACGCGCCGUCCGCCAGUGCCCGCCGCGCGGUGGCCGCCUGUGGACACGAGUUAUUCCGCGGUAGUUGACGCACGAUGAUGCACCGGUCAGCAAUGCCGGCGUUCCGCCCUGGUGCCGUGUGGAGCAGUGUGUCCGAGUGUGCACGCGGCGAGAGCGGCCGUCGCGUGGGCAAGGUGUUGCUGGGCGCCGCCCUGCUCGGCAUCGGCCUCAAAGUGUACGGCCGCUACAGGCGCUACCAGCGCCGGCAGCGCUGGAACCAGGCCGGGAAGGACGUGGUGGUGCUGCACCAGUUCGAACGUGGCACCAACUGUCCCAACCUAUCACCGUUCGCGCUCAAGCUGGAGACGUUCCUGCGCAUGGCGGGCAUCAAGUACGUGGUGGACACGGAAGAGCCACAGGGGUCACGUAAUAAGUGUCCUUGGAUCACCUUCAACGGACAGGAGCUGUCCGACUCGGAGCUUAUCAUCGAUGUUUUGACGCAACACUUCGGGAAGCCGUUGAAGGAGAAGCUCACGCCAGCAGAGCAUGCCGUGGGGCGUGCCGUUCAGGUGAUGCUCGACGAGCACACUGCCUUGGCUGUGUUCUACAAGCGCUACGUCCUCGACCGUGGCUGUUACAUGGUAAAAUGCGUCCCCAAGAAGUAUCGAGCUCUGCUUGUUAUCUUAACCCUCUUCUUCUUCUCGGCGAUGAAGAAAUUUUUUUAUACUGUGGGCAUGGGCCGCUUCAGCGAGGAGGAGACAAUGUUUUUCCUGCGUCGCGAGCUGCGGGCGCUGGAAGAUGUGCUGGGCGAUAAGCCGUUCCUGCUGGACAGCACGCCGACCACGUACGACGCGGCUGUGUUCGCCCAGCUGACCCAAGUCAUCUACGCCUGUGCGCCGGAGGUCGAGCGCUACGUGCGUAGCAGCCACGGCGCUCUCAUUCAGUACCACGAGCGUAUGAAGGACAAGUACUGGCCCGACUGGGAGCAGUGCCGAGCCGAGUAGGCGGUCCGUCGCAGCACUGCCUUAGCGGUCGUCUUCUCAUGGGCCUUAAGCCUUAGAGUCUUAGCUCGUUCUGGGGACGUUAAUUCCAAGCAAGCGCACUUGAAUGCAUCAUGGUCAGUUGGAUAGUGCGCAGUAUUCGUACAGCUGGGAAAAGUGCUUGUGACCAGGUUGUUACAUGAAUGAUGAAUAAGAUAUGAAAGGCGGGACCACAUGAUAUCAUGCUGACAGGAAACUGAAUCACUAUAGUGUACGUGAUACUCAGCGUUUUGUGACCAAGUGUUUCUUAGUUCUCAGGCCAACCCUCUCAACCCACUGCAAAAAGACAAAGAGCAAGACGAGAUAAAC
Molecule: messenger RNA, 1342 nt
Organism: Pollicipes pollicipes
Lineage: Eukaryota; Metazoa; Arthropoda; Thecostraca; Pollicipedomorpha; Pollicipedidae
Product: failed axon connections homolog
Exons: 1
Coding region: 89-997 (302 amino acids)
Cellular component (GO): cytoplasm
Source: RefSeq, a predicted model, not a curated record